This is a messenger RNA of Tricharina praecox, 2756 nucleotides long. RefSeq lists its product as uncharacterized. Gene Ontology annotation, molecular function: D-type glycerophospholipase activity. The coding region runs from base 125 to 2608 and encodes 827 amino acids. Gene Ontology annotation, biological process: intracellular signal transduction; phosphatidic acid biosynthetic process; cell motility. The transcript is spliced from 3 exons. NCBI's taxonomy places the organism in Eukaryota, Fungi, Ascomycota, Pezizomycetes, Pezizales, Pyronemataceae. The record is from RefSeq and is a predicted model, not a curated record.
GUAAAUUAGGGGCUGUCAAUUCCCCAGCCUCCUGCCGACGACGACGUGCACAUAUCUUGGUUCCUCUCCCCCUUCCCCUCGUCGGCAGCGACAGCAACUCAAUUCGCACCCACCCCAUCCCUCCAUGUCCGCCGACAAAGAAGAGCGCUUCGGCGCGGCUGACUCCUCGCUCGCGCACGGGCACUUCUCCGGCCACGACGGUCACAGCAAACACCCGCACCUCUUCGCGGUGAAAGUCAAGCUCGUGCACGCAAAGAACUCCUGGGGGAAGCUCGCGAACAUCUUCAACCCGAACCACCGACACGACGAGCCACACGAGCAAGCGAUCGACCGGCGGCGCGAGGAGAUCGCAAACUCGCACCGCUACAAGUCGUUUGCGCCCGAGACCCAGGGGAACGACGUCAAGUGGUACGUCGACGGCCGCGACUACUUCUGGGCGGUCAGCGUCGCCCUCGAGCGCGCGACAGAGUGCGUCUACAUCGAGGACUGGUGGCUGUCGCCGGAGCUGUUCCUGCGCAGGCCGCCGGCGGAGCAGAGCGAGUGGCGCUUGGACCGCCUGCUGAAGCGGAAGGCAGAGCAGGGCGUCAAGAUUUAUGUAUCCGUCUACAAGGAGAUCACCUACUCGCUCACGUGCAACAGCGCGCACACGAAGAAGGCGCUCGAGAGUCUGUGUCCGCAUGGCACCAAGGGCCACGGGAAUAUCGUUGUGGUCCGCCACCCCGACCACGAUCCGUUCCUGCACGGCGCGGAUCCCACGUUCUUCUGGGCGCACCACGAGAAGUUCGUCGUCGUCGACCACAAGGUCGCCUUCAUCGGCGGCUUGGAUCUCUGCUUCGGCCGUUGGGAUAUGCAUCAGCACCCGCUCGCAGACACUCAUCCAGAGGACGUCACUGAUCAGGUCUGGCCCGGCCAGGACUUUAACAAUAAUCGCAUCAUGGACUUUCAGAACGUCCAGGAGUGGAAGGCGAAUCAGCUCGACAAGACAAAGUAUGGCCGCAUGCCGUGGCACGAUGUCGGCUUGGGCAUCGUCGGGCCGGCCGUGAUGAGUAUUGCGGAUCAUUUCGUCGGGCGGUGGAAUUUCCUGAAGCGCGACAAGUACAAACGCAACACUCGGCGGCCAUGGCUGCAGCUCCGCGGGAUCCCCGACGGCCUAGCCGGCGUGCAGCGCCCGUCCUUCCCGCUCGGUGGCUACAUCCAGCACCCGCUGCACGAAGCGGGCUCGUACCCACUCGAGAACCGGGGGCCAUGCAAGGUGCAGCUCGUGCGCUCGUCGGCGGACUGGUCGCACGGCAUCCUCCCCAAAGACGACAGCAUCCAGACGGCAUACAAGUCCAUCAUCGAGAACGCGCAGCACUUCGUCUACAUCGAGAACCAGUUCUUCAUCACCGCCACGGGCGACCAGCAGAAGCCCGUGCACAACCAGAUCGGAAGGGCCAUCGUAAACGCGAUCGUGCGUGCGCACAAGGAGGACAGGAAGUUCCGCAUCAUCAUCCUGAUCCCGGCCAUCCCCGGCUUCCCGGGCGAUCUGAGGGAGGACUCGGCGCUGGGCACGAGAGCAAUCAUCGAUUAUCAGUACAAGUCCAUCAACCGCGGCGAACACUCCAUCUACGGCCAGCUCGAGGCCCAGGGCAUCGACCCGACAAAGUACAUCUUCGUGUUCAACCUGCGCACGUACGACAGGCUGCACACCACCGAGGGCCUGCGCAAGCGUGAGAAGGAGACGGGCGUCACGUACAACGACGCCACGGCGGGGCAUACGGAGCAGGUGGCGGGCACCAAGGGCAGGCCCGACAUCCUCUCGCACACGCCGGCAAUGCUGGUGGGCCACGACGACUCCGAGAGCUCGUCCGACGAGGAGGAGGCGGCGGAUAAACGGAAGAAGGUCCAGGCCGGCGAGGGGAAUGCGCCGGCGAAGGAUACGGUCGCCGAGGACGCCAUGGCGGGCACGGCAAAUAUCGCCGACGAACCGUGGGACGACGGCGAGGAGCACGAGAAGAUGGGGUUCUUCCAGGAGGAACUGUACAUCCACGCGAAGGUGCUCAUCGCGGAUGACGAGGUCAUGGUCGUCGGCUCGAGCAACAUCAACGACCGCAGCCAGCAGGGCGACCACGACUCGGAGCUAUCCGCCGUCGUCGAACACGGUCCCACCGUCUCGUCGAUGCGAAAACACCUCUGGAUGGAGCACCUCGGUCUGUUGAAGCCGCAACUACUCGACGGCAGCGACGAUCCCAACGCCCAGCCCCCAGGUGACGGCGCGAACCGCCUCGACGCAGAUCCGGUCGUCGAGGACCCCAUGUCCGAUGAGCUGUGGGAGCUGUGGACGACCCAAGCCACGGAUAACACGAAAGUGUACCACGACCUCUUCCACGUCGAUCCCGACAACUGCAUCAAAACGUGGAAAGACUACGACAGCUUCUGUCCGAAGCGCGACCAGGUGCCCGCCGGUCACAUCUGGGACAUGGACAAGUACACGGCGCAGCAGAUCAAGGAUCAGAUGGCAAAGGUCCGCGGUCACCUCGUCUGGAUGCCGCUGGACUUCCUCAAGGAUGAGCAGAUGGCGGAACCGGGGUUGUCGUUUAAUGCUGUUACGGAGAGUAUUUAUACUUGAUUCAAGAGGGGUUAAUGGAGUGGGAGACGGGCGUUGGGUGUUUUUUCUUUAUAUGUAUGCGGAGUGUACUUGUACGGUAGUGAACAUUUGUGUUAUUUACGAAUGGAGUUCUGAUACCCCCUCACAUAUAUCACUCGACAUCGCCGGG